AUGCGCGACGAGACGUACACUCACAUCGUCGUCGGUGCCGGCUCGGCGGGCUGUGUCGUUGCAGCUCGUGUUGCAGAGAAUAGGAACUUCCGAGUAUUACUCAUAGAGGCGGGCUCGGACUGUGAUCCAGAGACAUGUUCGCCGCUUGCUGGUGUCCGGGACUCCCGGCGUGUGCCGAUGAAGGGCCAGUCUGAGCUCUUUGACCCAGCACUCGACUGGAACAUCGAUGUUAGUAUUCCGGGAGGGCAGUCGAUGCAGAUCCCUCAAGCCAAGGUCGUCGGAGGAGGCAGUAGCAUCAAUGGAGGCACAGCUCUGCGGAAUACGGUGGCUGACUCCGAAGAGUGGGUGCGCAUGGGCAACGAUCGAUGGAACUUUCGAAGUGUCUAUGAAGUGUACCAAAGCCUCGAGGACGAUUCAUAUCGAGGCACAAGAGGACCACAUCCGAUCGCUCGCGCGUCUCGUGAUGAGACUGGCAGGAUUCAGCGGGCAUUCCUAGAUGGGGCUUUGGCAUGCGGCAUGCCGUCAGUACACGAUCUGAAUGCCACUGGUGCAGAAGGUGCAGGGCCGUCGCCAGUUUGCCGGCGUGGCCAGGUUCGCAUUAGUGCCGCAAAUACCUUCAUCGAUCCGAUCCGGAUUCAAUCCAACCUGACCAUCAUGUCGAAUGCGCAAGUCGACAAGGUUCUGUUCUCGGGAACUAAGGCUCGGGGUGUAUUGCUCACAGACGAGAGGAUACUGCAUGUCUCACAAGAGGUCGUCGUGUGUGCUGGGGCCAUUUUCUCUCCUGCCAUUCUGCAACGCUCUGGCGUUGGACCCGCGCCAUUGCUCCAGGAUUUGCAGAUAGACGUUCUCAGCGACUUACCUGUCGGAUGCAAUCUGUCGGAUCAUCCUUGCAUACCAGUUGUGUCGAGACCGAAGCCAGGAGCGUAUGCACAGGGAGACUCGUCGCUGGAAAUGCAGGCGCGGUGGUCUUCGACACGGCAUCCAGGAGCGAUCGACUUGCAAAUGGUCUGCUUCAGCUACCUGUUCGUGCCCGCUGCCGAGACGCAGACAGGCCGCAGUCUUGCAGGCACUGCAACCGGCCAUGUCGCGGGGAUCGGCUGCAAUGUCAAUAAGCCAACGUCGCUUGGAAACGUCACCAUUCGGUCGACUGACGCGAUUGAGUACCCGGUGGUCAACCCUGCCUAUCUCAACACAUCGCAUGAUCGCGAAAUUGCAAGAGAGGUUGUGAGGCAAGCCUACCGUGUCAUAACAUGUCCAGCCAUGCAGGACGUGCUCGAGGAGCCAUUGACGCUGCGCGAAUCCAUUGUCGAAGACGACGCUGCUUUGGACGAAUGGAUCUCGUCACAGCUGUCAUCGACAUAUCAUUUCUGCGGAACGUGCAGAAUGGCUUCGAGACGUGAAAGCGGAGUUGUAGAUCAGAGUGGCCGGGUAUACGGGGUGGAUGGAUUACGAGUUGCUGAUGCCAGCGUCAUCCCGACGGUACCAGCAAGCAACACAAUGUGGACAACAAUGAUGUUUGCGGAGCGUAUCGGCUGCAGUAUACGUGACGCAAUCGACGUUGGUACGGCCUUGCGGGCCUCGCUCUAG
Cyphellophora attinorum is the source of this 1587-nucleotide messenger RNA. Its product is annotated as 5-(hydroxymethyl)furfural oxidase. The transcript has a single exon. NCBI's taxonomy places the organism in Eukaryota, Fungi, Ascomycota, Eurotiomycetes, Chaetothyriales, Cyphellophoraceae. Bases 1 to 1587 code for a protein of 528 amino acids. Gene Ontology annotation, molecular function: oxidoreductase activity, acting on CH-OH group of donors; flavin adenine dinucleotide binding. The record is from RefSeq and is a predicted model, not a curated record.